Messenger RNA from Prunus armeniaca (apricot), 1899 nucleotides. Lineage: Eukaryota; Viridiplantae; Streptophyta; Magnoliopsida; Rosales; Rosaceae. The record is from the annotation of a GenBank genome assembly.
AUGAAGAAAUCUUAUGGCGGUAUUGUGGCUGCAAGUUUGUUCAUGCUGCUAGUUUUGAGAUAUGGCAUCCUAAACUACCCCACUGGGGAUAAUUUCUUGACCAAUGCACUCUACACCAAUACUAGUAAUCCUCUUGAAUGGUUAAAUACUGUUCCACCUGCAGUUCAGAAUCCAGAGAAUGCUUCUCAAGUGAUUUCUGCUGAGAUUGUAGUCUUUAGCCUCUUUGCUCAGAGGAAUGUAUCCAAUGAGGAACAGCAAACUAUGCAGACAUGGAACCUUUUGAAACACCUUAUCAAUCAAGCUCAGGGUUUGCCCCAUGCGGUGGAUGCUAUAAAGGAAGCUGGAGGUGCAUGGAAUAGCCUUAUGACUUCAGUUGAAGAACAAAGACUUGGUUAUACAAAUGAAAGUUCACCUGGGAAAGCAAAAGAGAAGCAGUGUCCUUAUUUUCUCAAUAAAAUGAACGGGACAGGAAUUGAUAAUAAUGUUCAUAAGUUGCGGGUUCCUUGUGGCCUGACUCAAGGUUCUUCAAUUACAGUUAUUGGCGUUCCAAAUGGACUUGUUGGGAAUUUUCGGAUUGAGUUGACAGGGGAGCCUCUUCCAGGGGAGCCUGAUCCACCCGUUAUAUUGCAUUACAAUGUGAGGCUAAAUGGUGAUAAGCUAACCGAGGACCCCGUAAUUGUCCAGAACACCUGGACUGUUGCUCAUGAUUGGGGUGAAGAGGAGCGUUGCCCAUCCCCAACACCUGAAAAGAACAAUAAAGUGGAUGAGUUGGACCAGUGCAACAAGAUAGUUGGAAAAACUGAAGAGCAGAGGAUACGUUCCAACGUUUCAAGGCAGUCUUCAACUGUGCAAGACGGAUCAAAGUCCAGAAGAUACUUUCCAUUUAAGCAAGGUUAUCCAUUUGUUGCUACACUUAGAGUGGGUUCAGAAGGAAUCCAAAUGACUGUUGAUGGGAAGCAUCUAACAUCUUUUGCAUUCCGUGAGACUUUGGAGCCAUGGCUUGUUAGUGAAUUAAGGAUAUCUGGAGACUUGAAACUAAUUUCUGUCCUAGCCAGCGGUUUACCCUCAUCAGAGGAUUCGGAGCACAUAAUUAAUUUAGAAGAACUCAAAUCUGCUCCUCUCUCUCCUCACAGACGAUUGGAUCUCUUUAUUGGUGUUUUCUCUACCGCAAACAAUUUUAAACGAAGAAUGGCUGUUCGAAGAACAUGGAUGCAGUAUGCUGCUGUGCGAUCAGGGGCAGUUUCAGUGCGCUUUUUUGUUGGUUUGCACAAGAACCAAAUAGUGAAUGAAGAACUCUGGAACGAGGCACAAACCUAUGGAGACAUACAGCUGAUGCCUUUUGUUGAUUACUAUGGCCUCAUUACCUGGAAAACUUUGGCCAUCUGCAUCUUUGGGACAGAGGUUGUUUCAGCAAAGUUUGUCAUGAAGACGGAUGACGAUGCAUUUGUCCGUGUGGAUGAAGUGCUAGCUUCCUUAAACAGGAUCAAGGUGACUCGUGGGCUGCUUUAUGGCCUCAUUAACUCAGAUUCCCGACCUCAUCGAAAUCCAGAUAGCAAGUGGUAUAUCAGCCCUGAGGAAUGGCCUGAACAGACCUACCCACCAUGGGCACACGGUCCUGGUUAUGUGGUAUCAAAUGACAUAGCAAAGGCAGUUUCGGCACGGUAUAAGAAAGGCAGCUUAAAGAUGUUCAAGCUAGAAGAUGUGGCGAUGGGCAUCUGGAUUGCAGAUAUGAAAAAGGAGGGUCUAAAUGUACAGUACGUGAAGGAAGAGAAGGUCUACAACGAAGGGUGCAAGGAUGGCUAUGUCGUUGCGCAUUACCAAGGUCCGAGGGAGAUGCUUUGCCUGUGGCAGAAAAUUCAAGAAGGCCAAGUUGCUAAAUGCUGUGGGGGCGAUAGGUAG